AGGGAGAGUUGCAGCAGUAGCAUUCUACAGUGGCUACGUUACCAUCACAAUUUUUAGUGCAUGCAAAUACCCCCUACCUGCUAAUGCAAAACGGCAUUCAAGUCGGCAAAUCGGGAAACUAGCAGACGACGGGUGUCAGAGUGGAAGGGGAACUAACGGUGCAGACUCUGAUGAUGAUGAGGAUGAUGAUGGUGAGGAUGAUGAUUCUGUAAGAGAGUUAUAAGCAUGAAUACAAUAUUAUGUGAAAGAGGAGGUAGCUAGAGAUAAUACCUGAAAUGUUUCCUUACGUUAUGAACAGUCACAAAAUGUUGGUGUACAACAAUAUGCUACUUAACCGAUUUAAUUUUGCAGAGCUCAUGCUCUGCAUUAUGACCUUGGAUAUGAAAGUGAACAUUUGCAUGGUCGUAAUCAUCGUUAUGUGAUGCUUAUGUUUGUGUGGUUGGUGGUUGCUGAUACACUCAGUGCGCGUUUGGAUAAUCACAGCCCGCACUCAAGUACGCACGGCGUGCAGUUGAGGCGAGGAAGUGGGAGCGAAUGCGUGUUCUUAUGGAGGGACACACUAGGCUUCAACAUGGCCUCAUCACGAUAUGAAUGGCGCUGGUAUUUUCUAUAUUACCAUAUCUUGUUUGUGGUUUACAUUUUCUUUAACAUGUCGGCCAUCAGUGGCAUAUGGCAGUCGCGGGCGCCAGAUAGAUUGUUAGGAACGGUUCCUUGCCUCGGGGUUCUCGUGGUAAAUUUAUUUUAUUGGCAUGUUGUGUGGGAGAGGCAAUGUUUUUCAGUAAAAGCCUGUUCUGUUGAUUACUUGGCGUUGGGGAUAUGGUGGUCGUUUGAAAUAAAUGUGGCCUUUUCACAGAAUCUUCUUGAUCUGGUAGGAUUGAAAGGAUGCAACUCUACCUGCGCUAGAAUGAUAUAUUUAAAUAGAAUAACGGUAUUCUUCAGGCUGUAGAUUGCAUUUUGUAGGCUACUGACCAUGUCAUUUGUGUCUCAGCGCUAACGUUAGUGGGCGCAAUGCAAAAAACAGCAUUAUCUAGCCUACUGUAAACGAGCUAUACAGUAGCCUAAUAAUAUAAUGUAUUAUCGAAUGUAGAGUUAUUUUGUUUUUAAAUAUUGACCUAUGUUGUAAUGGUUUAACAUUGAUAUUAAAGUAGUUUUUUAUGUAUAUACUUCCAUGCUUCCACUGUAGGCCUAUCUCACUGUAGGCCCCGUGGUGCCACAUAAUGUUGUAUUUUAUGACGUAGCCUAUAGGAUAUCUCGAAACAUUGCUUUUAGUGAAUGCGAAUUGGUAGGCCUAAAUAGUAUGACGAAUGGUUAUAUGGAUAUAAUAUUUUUAUGUAGACCUAAUAUAAUGCAGUUUGCGUUUUCAUAGUGACAAUUCUACAGAUGCUAUGAAUGUAACAGCAUGUUUUUGUUUUUUGUGUGUGUGUGUUUGCAACUUAAUGCAUAGACCUACUGUUUCCCUGUUGUAUUGAAUGCUUCAGUGCUGUUCAUAUCACAUGGUCCCAGUUAAAUAAAUGGUGAUGCAUUGAGUCUCACAGGAGAUAAAAUAGCUGUAUUGCAAGGGGAAUGCUCUGCUCUAGUGUAAUAACAGUAUUACUGUCAGUAGGCCUAUGCAGACAUUAUUUAAAAAAGACAGGGUUAUUCAUUAGUUGUAUUAUGAGGAAGCCAAAUACAGGUUGUCAUAUCAAAACAGGGGUGUGCAUAUUUAAUGCAGGCAGGGGUGCAUUCACAUGGAGAUGCAUGUGGAGCUAAAAAUACCCCUUUCUGUUCUUGAGCAUGUGAGUUAUAGUGGAGAGUGAGCUCUCUUGCCACAUUUAUCAGGGGACAUGUUGACUUGUUAAUUAGUAUAUUACUGUGAGGGAUUACUAUCUGUUUUCAUCCUGUUGUAUCUCUCAUCGUUUGAGCUAUCACCUUUUUUCGUUUCACUCAUGAUGUUAUUAGGAUAUCAGGUGGAGCUCAGGCAGGGCACCUGUGGUCUAUUGCAUAAAUCUUUGUUUAAAUAAAUGUUAAUUAUGUUAAUACAUAAAGUCAGUUGGCCCUCUGUAACCUGGAAUAGGUAAUGACAUUAAAGUGUGAAGGAGGGUAGGUCAAUUUGAAUUUUUCUCUACGUAAUAUAUUGGAGAAACGCUGUUGAGUAAAACAUCAAUUAUGCCAAAGUUUGUUAUUUUCUUUUGGAUUAUGAGAAAAACAGUCACUCCAAGCAGAGCAACUACAGCUAUGUUUUAGGGAUUUAUCGGCCAGUCGAUAGUGCAGCUCAGCUGUGUAAUCUGGGUCACGGCACCAAUGUAGCAUCUACCAGUCUGCACCCUGUUUCAGUAUGGUGCUCCUGCUCCCUACAGCCUGCUUCACACUCCAGCCAACUACACAAAGCACUAGCCAACUACACAAAGCUCUAGCCAACUACACAAUGCUCUCUAGAGCAAUAGGCUAGCAAUAGUUUAUGUUCAUAUUCAGGUUUUUACACUUUAAUGUUGAGACAAGAAGAUAUUUGGUUGACUGACUCCUUUUGGGCUUAUUUAACUGCUUUUUGUAGUAGUGUGACUGACCCAUAUACUACUGAUCAUCUUAUGUAACAUUGAUAUUUUACACAGGGGAGAAGUGUCUUAUGUACAGUAACUCUGUCUUAGACAGAAUAAGGCCAAUUACAGAUUUUGCCCACAAAUCCAGGGCCAUUUUAUGAGAGGGAGGGGCUAGACAAAAAGUGGCACAGGUGUAAUGAAAUAUUUAAGUCCCUGUGGGUGAUGCAAUUAAUAGGGUUGUCAAACUGUGAACUUGUUUUGUUUGACCUGGCUUUUACAAUGGCAAUACAGAUGGGGAAAUAUAAACGCAAUCAUUCCUCUUCAAGAUACUUUUUUGGAACAGUUUUAGAUUUCCCCACUUUAAUGCCUAAACCCAGAUUGAGAUUGAUAAUAUGUAGAAGGAGGUAUUCCCUGAGGGUGGACAGACAUAGGCAUGUGUCUGUUAGGGUAUCAUCCUUGAGUCAUCUCUACCCACUACUGGAUGUUAUACUUAAUCAUAAUUUAGAGACCAGUGUCUAUCUGUGGUAUGAGGUCUUUGGGGGAUCGACAUUUGGGUGUCUUUUAGUUAGUGUUGGAAUGGAUAGGGAUGGGAACAGUUGGUUGUGUUUGGCUGGACAUACAGUAUAUGGGUGGAUUUAAUAUUGGAGAAGAUUAGAGCAAAUCUGAACAAAUGGGAAAGAUCAAGUCAUCCACCAUUGCCUAUCACUUUGGCAUUGAUUAUAACGCCUCAUGUGUUAGGUUAAUUUCACUGAAUCAAAGAUGUUUAACUCUUUAUAAUGCUGGUCAUUUGUCAAAUAAAAGUGAAUAGGUAGAUAAAUUGGUUAGAAACUCAGAUAUUGUCACCAAGACUUCAUAGUGCCCUCCUGCCCUUGUAAAAGUAAUAAUGAGCCCUUACCCUCAUCUCUCCCCUCACCCCUCAUCCCCAUUUCCCCUCUCCUCUCUUCUCUCUCACUUCCCUUCCCUUCUCUCCCCUACCCCAACCCCUCUCUCUCCUCACCCCUCACCCCUCACCCCUCACCCCUCACCCCUCACCCCUCUCCCCUCUCCCACAGUUGAUCAGUGGGGGAUCCAUCGUCAGCGCUGAGGCAGUAUGGGAUCAUGUCACCAUGGCCGACAGGGAGUUGGCAUUUAAGGCAGGGGAUGUCAUCAAGGUCCUCGAUGCAUCAAAUAAGGACUGGUGGUGGGGACAGAUUGAUGAUGAAGAAGGAUGGUUCCCAGCCAGCUUUGUGAGGGUGAGUGGAGCCAUCAACGAUUUUCUCAUUCCCUGCUGCACCGUGUCUUGCCCCUCAACAAGUACACUAGGGUUUACCACCUAUUCUCAAUGCUGCGAUGGAUUAUCCUUUGCCAUUGCGUUAUCAUUGAUAAUUAUCAUUGAUUGACUGCCCUGUUUUGAGGGCAGAUAUUUUAGGCUUGGAUGAUGAUGAUGAUAUUUUGAUAUUGAUCAAAAUAUGAUUAUGCCAUGCUAAUCUCACAGGAACUAAAAAUAUUUACUAGUCUCCAAUUGAAAUACUGUGAAAAGAAGAAGACUUCAGAAAAGUGAGGAGUUAAUACUUUGCUGGGUUAUCACUACUAGCCUUCUCCAUCUGCCAACUGUAAAAAUGAGUCUGAACGAGGUAUGUCAUGUUUUUCUCUCCAAAGGUUGAACCCCAUCCACCACAACCUCAAACAAAACAGGUUUUCUAUAUCAACCCUAUAGCAGCUCCAAGGUUCCAAAACACAACUACCAAGGUGCGUUUAAUAGUUUCAGCAAGUAUUUCAAAGCAGCUGUUUUAACUAGCAUCUCACUGCACAUUGGACCACCCCAUAUCUAACAUCCUGUCGCUUUAUACUACUGCUUCCAUUUGCAGACAUCACCAUGCUUCGAGUGUCAAGCUUGUAAUAGCAUUACGGUCAAACUAUGGUAUCUCAAACAACACUCUCUUUCUCACUCUCACUCCCUCUCACUUACUCUCUUUUUCUCAGUAUCUGCUCUCUCACUCAACUGAAAAGCGAGCACUGAGGCACUGAUUCAUCUCAGAUCUGAAUGAUGAAACAUGUAUGACCAACCUUUUAGCAGAGUACAGAGCAUAUCAAACAGGUGGAUAAAACGAACAAGGCUUGAUGAGUGACUCAAAUAAAAGCUAUUUAAUGGUUAUUUUAUGUAACCGGAUUUGUUGUCAUGUUGGAAGUUAUUUUCAGGAACAUACAUUUUCUAAAAUCUUAAGAGCAUUUCUGGAUUAUUGCACCUAUCCUAUGAAUUGACCAUACAGCUUUUGUCCACUGGUCCAAGGAAACAGAGAGAGUGGGCUCUAAAUAGACACCCGUGGACAAUGUACUCAGACUGCAAUAUACCGUGUACACAUAAUACCAUCAAGCACUGAGACCUGAUGUCUGGAAAAUAUGACUUACAGCACAGGUCAUAUGUGACUUCUGCAUGGCCACAUGCAUAUUUAAAAUCAAUCUCAGAAGGGUCCCAUGACUCUAUGUCCAGGAUGUUAUGGUGGGGUCUAGUGUUUCUAACAUAGAUUGGCACAUGUCAGAGGUGCUUUAUACCCAUCUUCUCUAUGUGCAGUCUCUCAAAGUGUGGUUCGUUACCCAAGUAGUGAUGAAGGACAAAGGGUUAGGCCUAAAACAGCACAACCAAUAUCUGACUUAAACAGUAGCUGUUCUCAUAGGUUUAAUGACCACAACUACUUCAUAUUUGCAAACAAACAGUCAGAUACAGUGGGGUCCGAAAUUAUUGAUACCCUUGAUAAAGAUGAGCAAUAAUGACUAUGAAAUAAAUAAUUAAAAUACUGAGCUAAAAAUUAUAUUAUUUUAUACUAAUGCAAUUGCUCAGAGAAAUAGAUAUUGUUUAAGAAGUAGUAUUGUUUUUUCUCAAAAAGGUAGGGGUAAUAAUUAUUGACACACCGUAAAGAUUCUUAUAAAUAAAGUAGUCAAAAGUUUAGUAUUUGGUCCCAUAUUCCUAGCACGCAAUGACUUCAUUAAGCCUCCACUCUUCUGGGAAGGCUUUCCACUAGAUGUUGGAACAUUGCUGCGGGGACUUGCUUCCAUUCAGCCACAAGAGCAUUAGUGAGGUCGGGCACUGAUGUUGGGCGAUUAGGCCUGGCUCGCAGUCGGCGUUCCAAUUCAUCCCAAAGGUGUUCGAUGGGGUUGAGGUCAGGGCUCGGUGCAGGCCAGUCAAGUUCUUCCACACCGAUCUCGACAAACCAUUUCUGUAUGGACCUCGCUUUGUGCACAGGGGCAUUGUCAUGCCUAAACAGGAAAGGGCCUUCCCCAAACUGUUGCCACAAAGUUGUAAGCACCACUCCAGCCGACGCUUGGCAUUGCACAUGGUGAUCUUAGGCUUGUGUGCGGCUGCUUGGCCAUGGAAACCCAUUUCAUGAAGCUCCCGACUAACAGUUAUUGUGCUGACGUUGCUUCCAGAGGCAGUUUGGAACUCGGUAGUGAGUGUUGCAACUAAGGACAGACGAUUUUUACGCGCUACUCUCUUCAGCACUUGGUGGUCCUGUUCUGUGAGCUUGUGUGGCCUACCACUUCGCGGCUGAGACAUUGUUGCUCCUAGAUGUUUCCACUUCACAAUAACAGCACUUACAGUUGACCGUGGGCAGCUCUAGCAGCGCAGAAAUUUGACGAACGGACUUUUUGGAAAGGUGACAUUCUAUGACGGUGCCACGUUGAAAGUCACUGAGUUCAUUAGUAAGGCCAUUUUUAUUUUAUUUUUUAUUUAUUAUUCAACAUUCUACUGCCAAUGUUUGUCUAUGGAGAUUGCAUGGCUGUGUGCUCGAUUUUAUACACCUGUCAGCAACAGGUGUGGCUGAAAUAGCCGAAUCCACUAAUUUAAAGGGGUUUCCACGUACUUUUGUAUAUAUAGUGUACCUCCAAGACAUGCUAACUUCUCACCAUUACCAAUAACAGGGGAGGUUACAAUGUCUUGGGGGUAUGAUCUUUCUCUGAGCAAUUGUAUUAGUAUAAAAUAAUAUAAUUUCCCAAUUUUUUUGAACAUACAAUAUAGCUCAGUAUUUGAGUUAUUUAUUUUAUACAGUCAUUAUUGCUCAUCUUUAUCAAGGGUGUCAAUAAUUUCGGACCCCACUAUCUGUCGUUACGAUUGAGCAAAACUCUGGAGUAAAUGCUUCAGCCUCAUCUUUUUUUUAUUUGACUGAAUCUACCAACUGAUCUCAUCAUCUCAUCUUACUCAGUGAUUACUAGAGUUUAUCUGUUUGAUUUUCUUUAUGUGACAAGAAAUUAUAAGCUAAUUCUAUGGGAAAAUAGUACCUAUAUAUCCUAGAGGGAAAUGUGCCCAUUAACAAUACAGUUGCAUCAUGGCUGGCUUUGUAAUGUUUAUUUUUCCUGAAAAACAUAAUGAUUGUGUAGAUGUGUAUUAGGAGUCAGCUACCUACCCCGUGUCCUCUGGCAAGGUUGCUAAAAUUAGUUCCCUUUGAGGAUUACACAAAGUGACAGUUCAUUCCUUGAGAUGCCUUCAAGCAACCGAUGCACUAAUGCACACAACUCCUGCAACUCCCUCAACUAGGAGGUAUCAGAUUUUAAUAAAACAAUGAAUACUGCAUAGAUGGACAUCCUAUUCAUUGUUUCAUGGUUUUAUCCCUUUUGUAAUACAAUGUUAUUUCUUGACCGUGUGUAUGAGCCUUCCAAUUAUAAUGUGGGGAGGUCAAAAUAAUGAAAAACUAUCAACCAAAUCUAUUCAUUUUAAAAUGUUGAUUACUUCUCCUUUCCAUUAUCAUUCACCUGAAGAUAAGACAAGACGUGAACAAAAGACGUAUGAUGGGGGUCCCAGGGUCGCCGUUUUUUUAAAGCUAAAUCAAUGUCUCGCAAGAUCACUGAAUGAUUAAUUAGUAUUCUACAUAGGCCUAACAUACCAAAUAUAAUAGCAUAGUAUAACGUCACAAUUAGACCAAAAAUACCACUUAAUUUCUUAUGUAGACUACACUUGCAUGUUUUAUAUGCAUUAUGAUAAUCAUCCACUUCGUCACAUAUGUGUUAUUUGAAUCGAGCAUCAAGGACCAGCAGUGAACAGUUUUUUCCUUAACAAAAAAGCUUGACACAAGGGGGCCUCAAACCCACUGUUACUGUAUCCUGCAGAUUCACAGUUCACUGGUAAAUGCUACCUGGCAGCGAUAAUAAUGGAGGUACAUGGCACCUAUUUGACAAGACCAUUUUUUAAAAUGAUGUAUGAUACACUUAAAUGUUGUAUAGACCUCCUUUUUCCCGUAAAAGCACAUGGAUAUGUGUGAAAAACGUGGGAUUUUGUCAUAUAUGCGAAAAAUCUGCAUCAUGCAAUAUUUGCACACUACAAUUGUGACAGACUAAGUGGAACAAAAGUAAACCUUGAAUUUGGAGGUUUAAAAUAUCCCUCUGGUGGCCAGGGUUGACCUAUUUAAAGAAAUGCCAUUGGUUGGUGGAUAUAAAGUAUAAGAUCUUUGAUAGGCUGAUGCGGAAUUUGUUACAGGAAAUAAUCACCAGCCAGCUGGUCAGGUUAGCAUAGGGCUAAAUGUGGCAGGUUAUCUUAUGGGAACUGCUAUACAUUUAGCGUUGUAUCAAGUGCAACUAUGUAGAUUAUUUUAAUUGGCUAAUGCGCAUUUUGAGACUGAGAAAGGUUUAUGCUUGUGUGGACCCAUAUUGUUCAUUAGAUUAAGUUAUAACAUGUUAUAUCCCUAUCAAUUUGCAGUGUUGGGGAAGCUACUCGGAAAAUAUAGUUUACCAAGCUACCAAUUAAACACAAAAGCUCUGUUUCAAGUGAGAAUUUGGCAGGUCUGAUGCUAAAAAAUAAAGGAAAUUAUUGUCUACUUCACCCUUUCUUUUUUUGCAGAAAAAAAUUUGUGUAGUUCCCGUAGUUUUCUACACCGCGACAUGGCAAAAAAGUAAUGAAGUACUGAAAAGACUACCAAGAUUUGAAUUGAGCAACUACCACUAAGCUACUGCAAAAUGUAGUUAAAUUACUAGUUGAACUACAUGUAGUUCACUACUCCCCAACACUGGAAACAGCCACUGUUGAAACACAGGGAUUGUGCAGUGCAGUCUAUCAACUGUCCCAUUUAUCAGGAGCAAAGCGCUGUUUUAAAUUCCCUGUGUCACUGCCUUACAUAUUGUGAGCGCUCAUGCUUAAAGCUCUAUUGUGCAGUCACAGUGAUGUACUCAGCCUAACCUGCAAUUUCAUGCUUGUUUCUUUUUCUAGUUUCGAUACAUACUGUUGCUUAAGUUCAACCUAUUCAAUAGUGAUGGGAGAAAAAAUCGAUACAGUUACAAAUCGCAAUAUUAUUUUUGAUAAUAUAUCAUAUCGUAUCGUUUUGACAAUAUUACAAUAUAAUUUUUGCGCUAGUUGGCUGUACCUGCACCAAAACUUUCCUUUAUAGCUUGUUCUCCAUCUUCUUUUAAAAUAUGGAGCCAAUUUGUUUUCAGCACUUUUAUUUCCAUAACUGAUCAAAACCCGUUCUCAUGGCUCUCUUUUGUCCCUCUGCAGCAGACCUAUGGUGAGCAAUAUGUUUGGAACAUCGAAUCGCAGUAAAAUCCCAGUAUCAAAUCUCAAUACAUAUAGAAUCGUGAGAAUUGCAAUACAUAUCGUAUCAGCACUUAAGUAUCGUGAUAAUAUCGUAUCGUGAGGUUCCUGGCAAUUCCCAACCCUACUAUUCAAUGUAAAGGCUUUUUCCCACUGCAAUGUGUUCGUUAGAAUUCAAGAUAAAUGACUAUCUUUUUUGGACAGGUACCUCUUUUACAGGUGCAUCAGAGGAAUGAAGGCCUGAUAUGGAUAUUUCUAUACUUUUUUAACAGGUUUUGUGUCAAAUCUAAUUAUGAUACACAUUGUUCAAUUUAAACUGAAGGAGUGGCAUUGAAAAUGAAUUUGAAUAGAGAGAAAAAAGUCCCAUGGCUUUGGAAUUAGUAUGGUGUUGUUUUUUGUAUUUUAAUAAUAUUUUAGAUCACAUACAACCCGAACCCUGAUUGUUGAUGCUACUGUUUAUUUGUCCAGGCUGACAUGUUGUGUUCUGCUGUCCUCAGCUGUGGGUGAACCAGGAGGAGAGCACGGCGGUAGAGACAGUUGAGGGGGCUAGCCCCAGCCCCAGUGAGGUCCAGAACGGCCAUGCGGAGGCCAGCCCCAGCAGCAGCGACUGUCUCUGCCUGGGCCAGCCCAUCCAGAACAGAGACCAGAUGAGGGCCAACGUAAUCAACGAGAUCAUGAGCACAGAGCGUCACUACAUCAAACACCUGAAGGACAUAUGUGAGGUAGGCUUGGUUGGCUAGAGGAGAUCUUCCAGAGACUGAAGGGCAUAUGUGAAGCAGAGGUUAUAGACCAUGGAUGGGCAACUUUGAUUGGGGUGGGGGCCACAAAAAAUCUGAACAUAUCAUGCGGGGCCGCAGUGGCUCACGGGUCUGCGUAUCCAUAUAACCUGGUGGCAGGUAGCCUAGUGGUUAGAGCGUUGGGCCAGUAACUGAAAAGUCGCUCGCUGGUUAGAAUACCCGAGCCGACAAGGUGAAAAAGCUGUCGAUGUUCCCUUGAUUAAGGCACGUAACCCUAAUUUGCUCCAGGGGUGCCGUACUACUAUGUCUGACCCUGUAAAACCACACACUUCACUGCACCUCUCCGGUAUAUGUGACAAUAAAACAUCUUACAUGCAGUCAGAGCCGGCCCUAGCCUUUUGGGGGCCCUAAGUUACAUUUUGUUGGGGGCAAAACAUUUUAGGCGUUUUGUUAGUUUUGGUCUUCUGCAAGGUUUUUUUCGGCUGUUUGUGCACAUUAAAUAUUUUACUGAGACAAGCCGAAGUUCGGUAUCCAAAGUUUACGCCCCUUCAUCGGUGAUUGGUCAACAGUAGGGAUUCUUCAAUGAAGUGUUUGUUGUCAUUCAAUGAGAGACGACUCGUUUUCAUGCACAUUUUUUAACUUGAGAAAUACUGCACCAAACAUUUUAGUUAGAUGUAAAAAGUCCUCCUCGGCAAAAACUUCAAAAUUAAUUACAGAUUUCUUGAGUUAUCUUAGAUUAAUUCAGACUAUUUUGAGGAAAUGUAUACUGGCUAUGGCGUCUCAAGAGGGACAAACAGUACUAUUGCUGUUUUUUUCUUGUUUUUCAAGAGGUCUUUUAAGGGAGUAUGCGAGGCACGGACGUUCAGUUCGCCUAGCCGAGUUCUGCUAGGAGCAAACCGAACCUAGUAUGCAGACACCUUCAUGUACUAUGCUUUUCCUCACGCUUACUAUACCACAGGACAAUAUAGUCUACCAGUCAACUGUCUAUCCUGCCGUCUAUCCAUAGUGACAAUAGUGGUAGUUGGAUCGUUUGUGCAGAUCUGCAAUAGGUUAACUAGCAAUCAUACCACACAUAAAAUCAUUUAAAUCUGCACCAAUUUUCAAUAUAAAUCCACAAGAUAGAGGAAUAGCUGAUAGGCAGUGGGGAGGCCAGGUGCGUCACUAGGCAUUAAAGAACAGUGAAGACACGCAGCUUAAAAAGCUCCCCUAUUGAUCUUGUUUAGGGACAAUAAAAUGAUCCUACCUAGACUAUCCUACAACACCACAAUCCAAUAAAGAAAUUGCAUUAUUGUUUUCAAGUGAGUACAAUUGAGUACAAUUCUACUCUAGGCUGUAAACUGCAGUGAAAAUGUAAUUUGAAUAAUGGCGUAAAGUCCCUGUUUCAUUCCAUUUGGAUCAGCUGUGGGUCUACUCUCGACAGAUUAUAGAAAGACACAGUAGCAUACCAGUCUGGCUGUAUUUUUACUUCCAAUACUGAUACGUUGUCUGUUGCCAGUCAUCAUUCUCCCAAGUCAUCCUAUAUAUGCUCCCAGCAGGCCCAGUUAUUCAGGAAAGCUUAACAGGGUUCUGCCUCCUUUCCGAUCCGAGCGGUUAUGACUCGACCUAUAAUAUAACGCUACAAUCUAUCCUAAAUAUUUGUCAUUUAACUUUUAAAAUGCAUUACCUUUUAUGUGUGGCAUAACACAACUAGUCACAAUGCUUUAAUCUGAUAAGGCUACUUCAAAAGUCUCCUGUAGGCUGCCUGCGCAUGUUCAUCCACUCCACUCUAAUAUAAUUCCAGCAUCCAAACUGUGCAGCAGCCAUUCGAUUAAUGGAAAGAGACAUCUGUUACAAAACACCAAAAAGUUUAAUUACAAUUGAGAUUGUCAAACCAAGCCUUCGAUGCUGAGUAGGGAGGGAUGUAUUUUCAAGAUUGACAUACUCUACUUCAGUGGUCUCCAACCUUUUCUAUUAUGAGAGCUUUUAAAAAAGGAAACAUGUCGCGAGCUACAAUUUUAUUUCUAGCUUUCAAAUAGGAACAUUCUUCUCUUCUCUCCCCUGCAACUCUUCCCCAGGUCCUUAGUGUACAAGAGAAAAUAAUGCACUAUGUUUUCUGUUAAUAUACCUGGUAAAAUAAUAGUUAAUAAACAACUCUAAAGGGGGCCAUAUAAAAUCUGAGAUUUUUUCCCCCAAAUGCUGUUUUAUAUUUUCCCAAAUUCUGUUUUCUCAGUUUUAUUGUUCCUGGUUUUUGAUUUUUUGAUGUAUUUAUUUUUCACUCUCAAAACUACAAUUGUUCAUAGAUAAACAACGAAAUUGGAUGUUCUGAGUCCAUGUCAAUGCUUACAUCACAUCAGAAGACCAUUUAUUUUAGGUCUGUAAGGAAACUAGCAAAUAGAUUGUUGAGUGUAAUUCCCCUUUAAUUGUGCAUCUGGCCCUUUAAUUGCGCAUAUCCUGAGCCAGGAAUGUGCCGUCUAAUGUGCAGGUCUAGUGAUGGUUCUGUGCUGCUGCUGGGCAUUUCAUGGCAAAGUUUGCAAAUAACAAAUAUUAGGUACAGUUGAAGUCGGAAGUUUACAUACACCUUAGCCAAAGAAAUGUAAACUCAGUUUUACACAAUUCCUGACAUUUAAUCCUAGUAACAAUUCCCUGUCUUAGGUCAGUUAGGAUCACCACUUUAUUUUAAGAAUGUGAAAUGUCAGAAUAAUAGUAGAGAGAUGGAUUUAUUUAAGCUUUUAUUUCUUUCAUCACAUUCCCAGUGGGUCAGAAGUUUACAUACACUCAAUUAGUAUUUGGUAGCAUUGCCUAUAAAUUAUUUAACUUGGGUCAAACGUUUUGGGUAGCCUUCCACAAGCUUCCCACAAUAAGUUGGGUGAAUUUUGGCCCAUUCCUCCAGACAGAGCUGUUGUAACGGAGUCAGGUUUGUAGGCCUCCUUGCUCACACACGCUUUUUCAGUUCUGCCCACACAUUUUCUAUAGGAUUGAGGUCAGGGCUUUGUGAUGGCCACUCCAAUACCUUGACUUUGUUGUCCUUAAGCCAUUUUGCCACAACUUUGGAAGUAUGCUUGGGGUCAUUGUCCAUUUGGAAGACCCAUUUGCGACCAAGCUUUAACUUCCUGACUGAUGUCUUGAGAUGUUGCUUCAAUCUAUCAACAUAAUUUUCCUUCCUCAUGAUGCCAUUUAUUUUGUGAAGUGCACCAGUCCCUCUUGCAGCAAAGCACCCCCACAGCAUGAUGCUGCCACCCCCCGUGCUUCACGGUUGGGAUGGUGUUCUUCAGCUUGCAAGCAACCCCCUUUUUCCUCCAAACAUAACGAUGGUCAUUAUGGCCAAACAGUUCUAUUUUUGUUUAAUCAGACCAGAGGACAUUUCUCCAAAAAGUACGAUCUUUGUCCCCAUGUGCAGUUGUAAACCGUAGUCUGGCUUUUUUAUGGCGGUUUUGGAGCAGUGGCUUCUUCCUUUCUGAGCGGCCUUUCAGGUUAUGUCGAUAUAGGACUCGUUUUACUGUGGAUAUAGAUACUUUUGUAUGCUGUUGUUCUGGGAUUGAUUUGCACUUUUCGCACCAAAGUACGUUCAUCUCUAGGAGACAGAAGUCUCCUUCCUGAGCGGUAUGAUGGCUGCGUGGUCCCAUGGUGUUUAUAGUUGCGUACUAUUGUUUGUACAGAUGAACGUGGUACCUUCAGGCGUUUGGAAAUUGCUCCCAAGGAUGAACCAGACUAGAGGUCUACAAUUUUUUUCUGAGGUCUUGGCUGAUUUCCUUUGAUUUUCCCAUGAUGUCAAGCAAAGAGGCACUGAGUUUGAAGGUAGGCCUUGAAAUACAUCCACAGGUACACCUCCAAUUGACUCAAAUGAUGUCAAGCAGCCUAUCAGAAGCUUCUAAAGCCAUGACAUAAUUUCCUGGAAUUUUCCAAGCUGUUUAAAGGCACAGUCAACUUAGUGUUUGUAAACUUCUGACCCACUGGAAUUGUGAUACAGUGAAUUAUAUGUGAAAUAAUCUGUCUAAACAAUUGUUGGAAAAAUUACUUGUGUCAUGCACAAAGUAGAUGUCCUAACCGACUUGCCAAAACUAUAGUUUGUUAACAAGACAUUUGUGGAGUGGUUGAAAAACGAGUUUUAAUGAAGGUUUUGGUGAAAGUAUUUCUGUCAAACCACAAGAAGGUUAUCACAUCAACUGGCUACACACGGAGUGAUACACAUAAGAGCACCCCACACAGACAGACUGGCAAUAUUGCUGGAAAUUCAUUGGCAGAUAUUGUGUUAGGUUUGGCUUUUUAAUUAAGCCAUUAGUAGCUAACCAGUGGUGGGAUAAUGGCAAUGUUGUGUUGAUAAGAUAGUAGCUGGGAGCUUGUAGUGUCUGAUACUUGUGAGAUUUGUUUAUGACAGUUUGCGGUGGAAUACGUGAAAAUUGCAUGUACUUUCAGAAUUGUUUGGCGAGCUACUCAUAGGUUGCCUGCGAGCUACUGGUAGUUUGUGAUCGACUUGUUGGAGACCCCUGCUCUACUUGAUUGUGGUGUUGAACGCUAACCAUGAUGAUAAGCGUUCCAAGUCGGAAGUCGGUAUGCGGUUAUGCGUUGCUUAUUGGUUAUUGUGGUGCAUUGGCACAGAAACCUGUUGGUGGAAAAUCUGUUGCAUGUAUUUUAUAUAAUUAUAAAUAUCAUCAAAUGUUAAAUGGAUUUCCGCCUAGUUGAUCAUUGUCUGCAGCCGGCUCUGAUCGUAGUGUAACGAGACAGGCAGGGAGUACAUUCUUUUUGUACAUUUUUCCAUGGUGGUCUGCGAACCCUCAACCUUCUGGCCCGUUAGAGCUGUGUGGCAUUGACUGUGCCACAAAACAAUGCUAAAGUCAUUUAUAAACAUGAAGGUUGAAAAAGUGUAUUUGUAUUUAUCUAAGUACCCAAUAAACUGUAUAUCCAAUAUUUCCACAGUGCUAUAACAGCUCUUGUGCACUACAGUGAUUAGAUUAUGCAGUACAGUGCUUUCCACGGACUAGGAACAAAAUGUGUCUAAAGGCAAACUUCAGUCAAUGAUGUUCUAAAGAGUAGUGACAUGCUACAGUGUUUUAGUGAGAGAUUAGAAGCGAUGGCUGACCCGUAAAUGCUGGUUGUGGGCUCAGAAAUAGCAUCCCUCCCAUCCCACUGCACUCUUCCCCAGCAUAUAUAGAAACAAGCACUCCAUCUCUUCACGCACAACCUGUCUCCGUCAAACAACACACCCAGGAGAGUACACGAAAAAGUACUCAAGAAGCUGUUACCCAAUCUAUGACAUUUUUCAUCAGUUUUCCCUCUGUUCCCACAGAAAUAUUACAUAAUCACAAUGUGCUUCGGAACCCCCAAAAUGACGCAGAGCUCAGUUGGUAGAGCAUGGCGCUUGCAACGCCAGGGUUGUGGGUUCGAUUCCCACGGGGGACCAGUAUGAAAAAAUGUAUGCACUCACUAACUGUAAGUUGCUCUGGAGAAGAGCGUCUGCUAAAGGACUAAAAUGUAAAAAAAAUGUGUAAGCAACAUCAAAUGGCAAAUCGUAAUGUCUAGGUGACUAGGAAUGGGUAUUGAAGCGUGAUGGGUCACUUAAGUGUGAAACUAUAUGAUUUUUCAGGAAUGACUUGAAAUGUUAUUGGAGAAAUGAGCUCCCACAGAGGGGAUGAGUUACAUAACUGAGACUCUUGCUUAUAGAGCUGUAGCCAUCUUUCCUGCCUUUAUUUCUCCCUAGGUCUAAUCUGGGAAAAAUGUGGUUAGAAAAAUAAAUUCGAUGGGAAAGUAACAGUGAAUAAAUUAUGAUUAUGAUGCAGUUAUUGGCACUGAUGCCUUUUUUAAGCUCAGACAAAACUGUUUGAAUGCCCUGUGUCAUGUAAAAAUAUUUCCAGCGUUAAAUAGUUCACAGUCGUUCUGAUUGUGUUCUGAUUGUGACGUCAUGCUGUAAAAUUUCUCCCAGUGUGAAAAUGUUCCCAGUUCAAUAAUUGCACGCGCAUAUCUUUAUGUGGAUGGUUGAGCUCGUGCGGAUGUUUCUCUCACAUCCUCCUUCGACCUCGAAAAACUGUUCUGUCGGCACGCGCAUUUGCUUCACACAUCUGCCAAUCAAUGGUGGCCAGGAGUAUUGACACUGACCAAUCAGAAGCUUGUUGAGGCGUGAGGUCAGCAUAUAUACACCCGGACUCACGCGUCAAAGUGCAGAGGGUUGAUGUGAGGAGAGAUAUGUUGCAAAGAUUUGGGAGCUAUGUAGGAUGCGAGAGAAACAUCCGACGAGCACAGCCAUCCAUAUAAAGAGACGCACAUGCAAUUAUUAAACUGGGAAUAUUUUCACGUUGUGAGAAAUUUUCGAACAUGACGUCACAAUCACAACACAAUCAGAACGAUUGGGAAGUAUUUCAGGCCGGGAAGAUUUUUACAUGACACCCUGCAGUAAAAAAAAACACAUCCGAGAUGCAAUGCAACAUCAAUGAAAUACUAUCCUUUGAAAUGCAUAAUAUUGGAACAUAACUUUUUUUUUCUUUGUUGCCUCAGGGUUACUUCCGGCAAUGUAAAAAAAGAAGAGACAUGUUCAACGAUGACCAGUUGAGGGUCAUAUUUGGGAACAUUGAAGAUAUCUACAGGUUUCAAAUGGGCUUUGUCAGAGACCUGGAGAAGCAGUACAAUACAGAAGAACCUCAUCUCAGUGAAAUAGGUCCCUGCUUCCUAGAGCAUGUAAGCAUUUUUGUAUCUCUCAGGAUUUCAAGUGUUUUUUAAAUGUAAUCCCUCAAUAGAUUUGAGCAAACCUUGUGUAUCAUACGUACAUGUCCAUUGGAUUCUCAUCCUUUGUCAUACAUCUGAGAACCUUGAUGAUGGGGCAUUUCAGAGUUCCCUUUGGUUAUUAAUUUCAAUGGUAACUUAAGGCAGUAGUGCACGCUCACUAUUUUGUGAACUCCAAAAAAAGAAAAACAUUCGCAGCUUGUUUCAGCAUUUCAGACAUACUGUGUACACGUUUAUCUGUUGCAGCAAGAUGGCUUUUGGAUCUACUCAGAGUACUGCAACAACCACGUGGAUGCCUGCAUGGAGCUCUCUCGGCUGAUGAAGGAUGGCCGCUAUCAGCACUUCUUCGAAGCGUGUCGCCUGGUGCAGCAGAUGAUUGACAUCGCCAUUGAUGGCUUCCUGCUCACGCCCGUCCAGAAGAUCUGCAAGUACCCUCUGCAGCUGGCAGAGCUGCUCAAGUACACUGUCCAGGAGCACAGGUACCUGUCCCUCAGUCUCAAUUUCACAUCAAAGAUUUACAUUCAUCUCUGUGUCAUGAUGAAGCAUGUUUCUACUGAUAAAGAUCCUGCUGGAAUGAAUGGUCUUUUUUGUUCAGUGUAAUUGGCCAGUAUGAGACAUGAGGGUCUUUCAUUAAUAUGUGAGGAUCCUAGACAUGGAUGCUAAACUAAAAGUAUUGUUGCUUUGUGCAGUGAUGCUAUGAUAGAGAUGUGGCACAGUAUGCAUGCCUGACUAUCUACAGUACUAUUGUUGACCUAUUCCUCCUUCUUAGUCACCUCCACUAUAACAUUGUGUCUCCUCCCCUCCUCUCGUAGUGACUACCGUUACGUCGCUGCAGCACUGGCUGUCAUGCGGAACGUCACUCAGCAAAUUAACGAGCGGAAGCGUCGCCUGGAAAACAUUGACAAGAUAGCACAGUGGCAGGCGUCUGUGCUGGACUGGGAGGUAGGACUGAGACAGGGUGACAGGACUGAGGAACUAACAAGUACUAUGGGACAAACAUACAACAAUCUGUUUUACUUCAAUAUUUUUCUCUGUCAACUCACUCCUUUGCUACUAGUUUGUUUUGGUCAGAGUUUGAAACAUAAUGUAUUUUACAACGGAAAUAGUUUGAUAAGCUGUCACGUAGAGCUUCUAUGAAGGUUUAGAGGCAAGAAGUUGUUGUUUCUUCUAAAGGAAAAUGUAUCAAUCGCUCCUUUUGGAGUACCUACUCUUUUGAAAACAUAGAUUGUCAAAUGCAGUGCAUUUUGAAGCACUCCGUUUCAUCAGGAUGAAGUUAAUCAGGAGUGAGAAAAGGAAGUGAAAGGAUCUGUGUUGCUUGACUAGAGCCUGUAUUUGAUGUGAGCGUGAGAGAGCUAGCGAUAUCAGGCCACUCUGACCUAGUUGAAGAGAGUUUUUCCAGAGUUGCACAAUCACUGAGGUACUGUAAUUAUAUAAAGUAAUUUUUUUUUCAAACCCACCAGAGUUCUACUUUGUCACCAUCUAUGUAUUUGAUUCUUCUGUCAUUAUCUAAUGAGUCAAUGUAACAUGAGAGGAAGCCUGUCUUACCAGUCAGUAUCUUAUCAGUCAAUUUUCUAAUGUCAUAAGCAUAAAAUGAUUCUGUUUUGUUGACUAUGUAUCACAGACUGUUAUUGAUCCUGUUUAAAGAUCUGACCUUCUUGUAUUUCUCUGUGCAGGGGGAUGAUAUUCUAGACAGGAGUACAGAGCUGGUGUACACUGGGGAGAUGUCAUGGAUCUACCAGCCAUAUGGGCGGAGUCAGACCAGGGUCUUCUUCCUGUUCGACCAUCAGAUGGUUCUGUGUAAAAAGGUAAGGUGGCCACAUCUGGGUAACAAAUGCUAUUGAAUUGAUCGGAACCAGUCUUGGCACAUCCAUCUGUACAUAUUGCCAAUGUAACCACUCUCUUUUGCAGACAGAGUUGGCAUGAAUUUGUUUAGAAUGUGAUCAACUGGUCAAUUUGUUUGUGAAUAAAACAUGGCAGCAAAAUCAGUAUGUGUGUUUGUACAUUUAGUUACACUCCCAGGUUCAAGGCAAGUGAAGGUCGCUGCUUGAAAAAGAGAGGUAUGUCACCAGCUUAAUGUGCCUAAGGGGUAAUGAUUUAUUGUGCAAAACAGAAAGUCACAGGGUUGUAUAAGAAAAUGCUUAGCCUCAGACAGAGCUUUAGGACAUUAUGACUACAGUUUUUAUAGUAGUUUAUAUGACAAUAAUUCCUCUUUACUCCCCAAUUCCGACAAGAUAUUUGAGUCAUAUACACAAAACUUAAACUGUUAAAAUAAGAAGCAUCUCAAGUAAAAAAUAAUUUAAGAAGUUCUGAAAUGCAUCCAAUAGCUCAAAAUGUGUUGAGAGAUUCUCAAAUGUCAUGUUAAGAAAUUCUCAAUUAAUGUUUAGCUCUUAAACCCUCAAUCAAUCCCAUUAAUUGGCCUAUUAGUACGAGUCUUUGUAAAAGCUUAGUCAUUCAAAUGUGAUGGUAGCUCUCAGAAACUUCACAGUGAGGGAAAUUCUGCAACCUAUAUCAGUGUGAUAUAUUGUCACCAUGCAAUUUGCAGUUUGAAAUUAAAAUGGUCAGGAACACAUCUUUAAUUCAGCUCUUGAAAUGGAAUGGAUCCUGUGGUACUUGAUGUAACAGAACUGGAUGGAGAUUCAUCCCUGCUUGUCUGUGAGGUCUUAUCUUUGAUCUCCAUCCCCUCAGCACUGUGAUUGAUUCCUGCUCCUGAGGUGGAUGACAACAGUGUUGUAACAUAAGGCCGUCCAAAGGGGAGCUGACAGGCUUACAGGACAGUACACAGGGCUGUUGUGUCUCUCAGAGUUUACCGCUACCACUGGCAGCUGGGACAAGUGUGACGCAAGCUCUCCGAGGGGACAGGAAUACAUAGUACGCAGCAGAAACAUCACUAAUGGGGAUGGGACACCUGGAAUCUGGAGCAGCUGUUUACAGCAAAGUGCAUUAUUCAUCAGGGUGAUUGUCUGGAACCCUGUCUAUCACAGGGAAAUUGAUAGGCUGCAAUUAGUAAAAAUUCACUUAUUUCUUCCUGGCUGCCAGGAAUUCAAGCCUUUUCAUUUCCUGUCUGUCUGUCACCUGGGUUUCGCAGUACCUCGCUAGUGUUCAAAGCACUGGCGUAGAUAAUUAGAAUCCACUCUACUUUAUUUUUCCUUUCCCUUCCGCUCCUCCCUCCCUUCCUUUUCCCUCAGGACUUGAUAAGACGAGACAUCCUGUACUACAAGGGCCGCAUGGAUAUGGACAGGUACAAUGUAGUUGAUGCCGUCGAUGGGCGGGAUGAUGACUUCAACGUGAGUGUGAAGAACGCGUUCAAGCUGAGUAAUAAGGAAUCCGACGAGAUCCACAUCUUCCUGGCCAAGAAGCUGGAGGAGAAACUUCGCUGGCUAAAAGCUUUCCACGAGGAACGCAAGAUGGUGCAAGAGGAUGAAAAAAUAGGUGUGAAUGUGAAAGAAAUGUUAAUUUGUACAACAUAAAUGAAAAUGAUGAAUGAAAAUAACAAUUAUUUAUAUUUUUCAGGGUUUGAGAUAUCAGAGUAUCAGAAGCGACAAGCGGCAAUGACGGUGCGAAGAAUGACCAAACAAAAAGGUAAAUGCACACUUUACCAAGUUAGUUAACUAACAGCUUCUGUUUUUAGUCCAUAUAUAGUGCAUCUCUCUCCUCCUUAAUAUCUCUCCUCCCAUGUGUAGGCCAUAGGUCUGUGCCCCCCGGAUACCCCCCUCCUAUGGACCCCAUGAAUCCAGGACAGUACUUGGUAGGAGACGGCAUGGAACAAUCAGAAUUUGAAUUCCCUGAACCUGAAAGGUGCAAGUCUCCCUUCUGGCAGAGCUUCAGCAGGUUAACCCCCUUUAGGAAAUAG
Coregonus sp. 'balchen' is the source of this 20286-nucleotide messenger RNA. The record is from the annotation of a GenBank genome assembly. NCBI's taxonomy places the organism in Eukaryota, Metazoa, Chordata, Actinopteri, Salmoniformes, Salmonidae.